UAGAGAUUUCGUUUAUCAUAUUCACGGCGCCAUGGUAGAGAACAGAGGCUUCGCUGCCUUGUGCUUGUGCGACUGAACCAUAGCUUUUACUGCGUUACUCUACUGCAACGAGGCGCGACGGAGCUUUGAGUCUUCCUGAGCAUCACAGGUCUUCUUCUUUCUUCUCUCACGAGCUAUCGUGUCCCCUGAUGAUUGCACAGCAGGUUCUCCCCUCUGCUUGAGAUAUAAAGAAGGAACAGGCCCUUGCCUCAUUCAGUGCUUCUCAGUUGCCUGGAAAAAUGGCAGUCAUGCUUCAAUCGUGUAUGAGCUCUCAGAGUGGAGUUGUUCAACCUUCUCUCAGUUGUACGAGUAAAGUGUUUAUGGGAUUGAAACUCCAAUCCGCAAGUACAUUCGGAACUGUUAAACCGAACCUGACAGUUGAAUUUCAUGAAAAGGUUCAUAAGAGCGUUCAUUCCAGGACUAGUAACAAGAAACCAACAAAAGCACGUUUUGGAAUGAUGCCCAUAGGUACACCAAGAGUGCCUUAUCGAACUCCUGGAGAAGGAACUUGGCAGUGGGUAGAUUUGUGGAAUGCUCUUUACCGAGAACGUGUUAUCUUUAUCGGGCAACAUAUAGAUGAAGAGUUCAGCAACCAAGUAUUGGCAACAAUGCUUUACCUUGACAGCAUGGAGUCUUCCAAAAAGCUUUAUUUGUAUAUCAAUGGUCCUGGUGGAGAUCUUACUCCAAGCAUGGCGAUAUACGACACUAUGCAGAGUCUGAAAAGUCCUGUUUGCACCCAUUGUGUGGGAUAUGCUUACAGUCUUGCAGGCUUUCUUCUUGCAGCUGGAGAAAAGGGUAACCGUGUUGCGAUGCCCCUUUCAAGAGUUGCAUUGCAAUCUCCAGCUGGGGCAGCACGUGGUCAGGCUGAUGACAUUCGUAAUGAAGCAAAUGAGCUUCUCAGAAUCAGAGACUACCUGUUUGGAGAGUUGGCUAAGAAGACUGGCCAGCCCGUUGAAAAGAUCAACAAGGACUUGAGUCGAAUGAAGCGGUUUAAUGCUCAAGAAGCUCUGGAAUAUGGGCUUAUUGAUCGUAUAAUCAGGCCUCCACGCAUUAAGGCUGAUGCUCCACGAAAGGAUGAAGGAAAUGGUAUUGGUUAGUGGAUUAGUGCUUAUCAUGCAAAUUGGCAUCGUCCAUGGUUUCUAAAUGUCAAUUCUUCCAAUGGUUAUUUACUUUUUGAAGCGUCAUUGUUGGUUCAGUCAUGGUCCUCAUGGAGUGGCCGAGUUGGGCAGAGGUUCCUUUGGCAUUUUGUAAUAUCAGCAGCUAAAAUCUUAGGGGUUGGGGUGGAUAAAUAGUUAUUUUUCCAAAAUUAGGUAUUUUCAAGAGAAACAGCAAGUAGCGUCAAUAUUUACUUGUAGGGGAAAAUAACACUCCCUUCGUUGUA
This is a messenger RNA of Macadamia integrifolia, 1420 nucleotides long. Its product is annotated as ATP-dependent Clp protease proteolytic subunit-related protein 2, chloroplastic. NCBI's taxonomy places the organism in Eukaryota, Viridiplantae, Streptophyta, Magnoliopsida, Proteales, Proteaceae. Gene Ontology annotation, cellular component: endopeptidase Clp complex. The record is from RefSeq and is a predicted model, not a curated record. Gene Ontology annotation, biological process: protein quality control for misfolded or incompletely synthesized proteins. Gene Ontology annotation, molecular function: serine-type endopeptidase activity; ATP-dependent peptidase activity; ATPase binding. The transcript has 10 exons. The coding region runs from base 279 to 1136 and encodes 285 amino acids.